AUGGAGGAGCAUAUUCGAAACAGUAUCUCCAAUCACCCCCAUCCCUUCCAGCAUAUGACGGUUGGCUCGCCUCAUCCAUCACAUCGCUCGGAGCGUUUGGCCUCUUGCGCCUACGACGAAGGCACCUCUACAGGCGUAGAGGCUGAAGACCCCAAGAUGGCUCAGCAGCAACAUCGUCACGUUUCUGCCGAUGAGGAGGGCAUGCCUCCUCCCCGCUACGACUCCGAAACCGACCCCUUCCAACUCGCCUCGAAGCUGAAGACCGACGAGGAAAUCCGCCAGAUCAAGGCCAAUAUUGGCCGGAAGCGCGAUAGAGAUGGGACUCGCAUGAUGGAAUUGGUGCGAGAGACUGGGGCCAAGGGCAAGAAUGCACUCGUGGCGCGUAAAUUGCAGGGCUUCUACGAGGAACAGAAUGAGAAUAUUGAGCGGUUGCUUCGUCCUGUGGAGGAACACGUGCGUGCUGCACGGGAGCUCAACUCCGAGAACAGCGUCAAGUACAAGAUUGCUGUGUAUGGCAGUUUCGCGGCCAACAUCAUCCUCUGUGUGGUUCAAGUGUACGGUGCUGCGUCUUCAGGAUCGCUUUCAUUGUUCACGACCAUGGCCGACGCGAUUUUCGACCCCAUGUCCAAUUUGACCCUCUUGCUUUGCAACAAGGCCGUGAAUCGCGUUGAUCCUCGGAAGUUCCCUGCUGGAAAGGCUCGAAUCGAGACUGCUGGAAAUAUCUGCUUUUGCUUCCUGAUGACUGCCGUGUCCUUUAUCAUCAUCGCUUUCUCCAUCCGCGAAAUCGUCGCCGGCUCGGAUACCCUCACCUCCUCAUUCCAUCUGCCUUCGAUCAUUGCAGUGGCUGUCGCGUUCGUGACCAAGCUGGCCUUGUUCAUCUUUUGUUUUGCCCUGCGUGACCAAGUCUCCCAGAUCCGAAUUCUCUGGGAGGAUCAUCGCAACGAUUUGCUGAUCAACGGAUCCGGUCUUGCGACCUCCCUUCUCGGUUCCAAGGUGCGCUGGUGGAUUGAUCCCAUGGGUGCCAUCCUGCUAUCUGUCUUGGUGAGCGGUCUCUGGUUACAUUCGGCAUAUGGCGAGUUCCAAUUACUCGUUGGUGUCACUGCCGAUACGAAGAUGCAACAACUCAUCACAUAUAUCUCAAUGACCCACUCCCCCUUCAUCACUGCAAUCGACACCGUCCGCGCUUACACCUCCGGCCCUCGACUCGUCGUCGAAGUGGACAUUGUCAUGGAUGACUCCGCCUCACUGCGUACUACCCACGACGUAGCCGAGGAACUACAGAUGAAGCUCGAGUCCCUACCCGAUGUAGAGCGUGCCUACGUCCACGUCGAUUACGAAACCACCCACAAACCGGAACAUUUCUUAAAGAAGGAGCUGUAA
Messenger RNA from Penicillium diatomitis, 1380 nucleotides. RefSeq lists its product as uncharacterized. The transcript has 2 exons. Lineage: Eukaryota; Fungi; Ascomycota; Eurotiomycetes; Eurotiales; Aspergillaceae. Gene Ontology annotation, cellular component: membrane. The record is from RefSeq and is a predicted model, not a curated record. The coding region runs from base 1 to 1380 and encodes 459 amino acids. Gene Ontology annotation, biological process: transmembrane transport; monoatomic cation transport. Gene Ontology annotation, molecular function: monoatomic cation transmembrane transporter activity.